Molecule: messenger RNA, 1673 nt
Organism: Carcharodon carcharias (great white shark)
Lineage: Eukaryota; Metazoa; Chordata; Chondrichthyes; Lamniformes; Lamnidae
Product: N-chimaerin
Exons: 14
Coding region: 200-1579 (459 amino acids)
Biological process (GO): signal transduction; regulation of small GTPase mediated signal transduction; positive regulation of GTPase activity
Molecular function (GO): GTPase activator activity
Source: RefSeq, a predicted model, not a curated record
GAGGCAAAAUGGCGUCUUCGAAGAUGCGGUGUGAUGUAGAGCAUUUGUAAUUUUACAGUCUUCAUUCCCUCUGGAGUUCAUGAGGAAGGAUUGAAAGUGCCCUUGAAGCGUGUAUGAGGCCGGUGACUGGCAUUGGCGGGUGUGAAUCAGAGUGGGCAUUAAGCAGCCCCGAAAGGAAAGAAUCGGAUUUCCAGAAAUAAUGGCUCUAACUGUGUUUGAAAAUGAUGAAUAUAAGCCUCCAGUUUGGAAAUCUUACCUGUAUCAGUUACAGCAGGAAGCUCCUAAUCCAAGGAGGAUUACGUGCACAUGUGAGGUGGAGAGCAGACCCAAGUACUAUGGAAGAGAGUUUCAUGGAAUGAUUUCACGAGAAGCAGCAGAUCAACUGCUAAAUGUAGCAGAAGGCAGUUAUAUUAUUCGGGAAAGUCAACGCCAGUCUGGUACCUACACCCUGGCACUGCGGUUUGGAACUCAGACCAGAAACUUUCGUCUUUACUAUGAUGGGAAACACUUUGUGGGAGAAAAACGGUUUGAGUCGAUCCAUGACCUGGUAACAGACGGAUUGAUUACAUUAUACAUUGAGACUAAGGCUGCAGAAUACAUUGCCAAGAUGACGAUUAAUCCAAUCUAUGAGCACAUAGGCUAUACAACUCUAAACCGAGAGUCUACCAGCACAAAAUGUCUUCCAGCCCUUAGAGACAUACAAGCAGAGCCCCAAUCUGUUGGAGAAGGUGCCACACCAGAGGAGAGGUUAACUUCACUUGUUCGAAGAGCCACUCUGAAGGAAAAUGAACGGAUUCCAAAAUAUGAAAAAGUGCAUAAUUUUAAGGUUCACACAUUCCGAGGACCUCACUGGUGUGAGUACUGUGCCAAUUUUAUGUGGGGUCUGAUUGCUCAGGGCGUGAAAUGUGCAGAUUGUGGUUUGAAUGUUCACAAGCAAUGCUCCAAGAUGGUUCCACAUGAUUGCAAGCCGGACCUGAAGCAUGUGAAAAAAGUCUACAGCUGUGAUCUGACAACACUAGUUAAAGCGCAUAACACAAAAAGACCAAUGGUGGUGGAUAUGUGCAUUCGAGAAAUUGAAAAUAGAGGUCUGAUGUCUGAAGGUUUAUACAGAGUAUCAGGGUUUAGUGAUCUAAUUGAAGAUGUCAAAUUGGCAUUUGACAGAGAUGGUGAGAAGGCAGACAUUUCAGUAAAUAUUUAUGAAGAUAUAAAUAUUAUCACUGGUGCACUUAAAUUGUACUUCAGAGAUUUGCCCAUUCCACUUAUCACAUAUGAUGCCUACCCAAAAUUUAUUGAAGCUGCACAGAUUCCAGAACCUGAUGAGAGAUUAGAGUCAGUUCAUGAAGCAUUAAAAAUGUUGCCACCUGCACACUGUGAAACCUUGAGGUACCUUAUGGCUCAUUUAAAAAGGGUAACUCUACAUGAGAAGGACAACCUGAUGAAUGCAGAGAAUCUUGGAAUUGUUUUUGGACCAACUCUAAUGCGAGCCCCAGAACAGGACCCCAUGGCAGCCUUAAAUGACAUACGUUAUCAAAGACUAUUGGUAGAGAUGCUUAUCCAAAAUGAAGAUAUUUUAUUUUGAAACUGUUGGGAUGGGAAUUUUAAACAAUGGUAUGAAGAAUGCGUUAGAUUAUUUUAUCCAGGUAGUUACUUCAGUAAGCAGGUUGAAAUGACAG